This is a messenger RNA of Poecilia latipinna (sailfin molly), 2039 nucleotides long. RefSeq names its product endothelial PAS domain-containing protein 1-like. Gene Ontology annotation, molecular function: protein dimerization activity; DNA-binding transcription factor activity, RNA polymerase II-specific; RNA polymerase II transcription regulatory region sequence-specific DNA binding. Gene Ontology annotation, biological process: regulation of transcription by RNA polymerase II; cellular response to hypoxia. NCBI's taxonomy places the organism in Eukaryota, Metazoa, Chordata, Actinopteri, Cyprinodontiformes, Poeciliidae. The record is from RefSeq and is a predicted model, not a curated record. The transcript has 8 exons. The coding region runs from base 65 to 1210 and encodes 381 amino acids.
GCAGGGAAACCUCUGUUAGCAUCAUCGCCGCCAUGUCGCCAGUCGGGGAACUCCGCAGGACGCAAUGACGGCCGACAAGGAGAAGAGACGCGCGAUCAGCCGCGAGGCGGCCCGGCGGCGGCGGCGCGUGGAGUCGGACGUGUUUGGUGAUCUGUCCCGCCUCCUGCCGCUCCAGCCCUCCGUCAGAGCUCAUCUGGACAAACCGUCCGUCAUCCGCCUCACCCUCAGCUACAUACGCAUGCAGGCGUUGCUCAAAGAAACUGCCGGGUCGCACGCAGAGCUCGGACACGGCAUGAGACACCGCCACGGAGGAGAGGCACGGGACGGAUGCCGGUUUGAGUUUGGGAAAGAGACGGAGGGGUUGAACCCGUUGGAUGAAACCAGCAUGUACCUGAAGAUCCUGGAGGGAUUUCUCAUGGUGCUCUCCACCAUGGGAGACAUGAUCUUCUUAUCGGACAAUGUCAGCAAGUACAUGGGCCUGAGCCAGACUGAGCUUAUGGGGCACAACAUCUUUGAGUACACUCACCCGUGUGAUCACGAGGAAAUCAGACAUAAUCUACGUCUGACUGCAGAACUUGGGUGCAGCCAGAAGAGGGAUUUCGUCCUGAGGAUAAAAAGCGCUCUGACGCACCGAGGAAGAGUCGGGAACCUCAAGUCGACCACCUGGAAGGUGCUCCACUGUCAGGGCAGAGUGAAGCUGUGCACGGCUUCUUCUUCGGUGUCCUGCCUGCUGCUGACCUGCCGACCUCUGCCGCUCUCACACACGCUCCUCAGCACGCACACCUUCACCAGCCAGCACAGCAUGGACAUGAGGUUCACGUACUGCGACCAGAGAGUAACUUCUCUUCUCGGCUACCGGCCCGAGGAGCUGCUGGGCCGAUCCAUCUACGAUCUCUGUCACACGCUGGACACAAGCUGCCUGAACAAAAACCACCUGAACCUGUGUCUGAAGAGCCAGUCGGUCAGCGGUCAGUACCGGAUGCUGGUGAGGAGCGGAGGUUACGUCUGGGUGGAGAGUCACAGCGCCGUCAUCCCGGGCGUCCAGCCAUCCAGGUCCAGACCCAACCCCAGCCAGCCGCUCUGCAUCCUCAGUGUCACCUACAUCCUCAGGUGUGUGUGUGUGAAAAAUACAGCUGAUAAAACUUUUUCUGUUCAUUUCUGUGGCUUGCAGGUACGGACAACUUUUAAACCUGAGAAUUUCCAAGACUAAUAAAAAUGUGUUUUCAUUUAGAAAUGGUAAGACUGACACAACAUCUUAGUGGAAAGGAAAGGUUGUGGUGGAAACAUAUCUACAGGCAAAGGAGAAAGUAGUAAAUUCACUCUGUAUUCAGUCGGGUCUCCAUUUGCAUGAAGCUGGCCACCUACGUUUUUCAAAUUACCUUAAAUUUGUAUCAAAUGUUUGUUCUGCAUUUGUGCAAACAAAAAAAAUUUAUCAUAUAUAAGAAAUUAAUAAAUAUUUCCAAAGGUCAACCAGUCCCCCCACAUGUACAAGAUGAAACAAAUUUUGUGUCAAUCAUCUGCACUACAAAUGGUCUUGAUAAAAUGCAGAGGACUACGACCAGCAGAUGACAUGGAUCCUUAAAUCUUUACUGAAACUUCACACUGGACAUCCAUUUCCAAAUGAAAAUCAAAGCUUACUUUCAUCUGAAAACAGAAAUUUCUGUUGGUUUUGUGUUUUUUUUUCCUUCCACUAAACUUUCAGUUUACUUGUUUAUAUAAUCUGUAAACAUUCUGCUUCUCUGGCAGUGCCUUUUUAUGGCUUACAGUCAAAAUCUGAGGUCAGCAGUAUUCUUGAUUUUGUAGAUCAAAACAUAACAUAUUUUUAGUCUUUUCUGAGAAAAUUAAAGUUUUAUUUAUCAACUAAAUUAGCUUAAAAUGUUUUAAUAAUGAUAUUCUAAAGGUGCUGAGAAGCAUUUCUGUUGAAUUGUGCUUUUAAUGAUGUCAGCUCUGUGUCACAGCGGAGUGGAGGAGCCGUCUCUGCAGCUCUCUUUGGAUCAAACUUUCCAGAGAUACUUGAGAUGAAAUCAGAGAUUGAAGAA